UGUGUCCGAGAGAGCCGGUGUUUCACUGAAAGACACUGCGCCUAACAGGUCUCGGAUGUUAGCCUUUCUUCUGAACCACGGACAACAUCCCAUCUAGCUAGGUUUGACUAGGAGGCUUUCCCCCUUGGGUUUUGGUAUUCCUCUGACAAUCUUGACGUCACACCCUUGAUAUUUGGAGAGAGGACAGAUUUUUUGCUUCCAGCUUGACUUCCAGUCCCAGACCACCUAAUCAGCCAGAAGGACAGACCCCACCCCUUGCCCACCCUCCCCUGCUGCUAGCUAGCACCAGCAUGGCAGACAGUCGACAGCCAGAAGACGGUGCCCCCCAGUGGGACCCAUCAGGGGGGCAGGAACCCACUGACACCCAUGGAGCCAAUGGCUACUCCUCCUCCGCCUACAGGACCUGCCAGCCUGGUGGGACCCACAUGGCCACGGGCUCCUACUCCACCAGGGAGAAUGGCUUCAAUGGGGAGCUAACUGGAGCCCCUGCUAUAACUGCCGAGCAAGUGUCAGCACGGAUUGUGCAGGAAGUGACGGCGGAGGCAGUGGCGGUACUAAAGGGAGAGCAGGAGACUCAAAGGCUGCCAUCAGUUGAAGACACCACAAAUUUGCCUCCCUCUCCUCCCCCCUCACCUGCUGCGGAGCACUUUGGUCCUCUGGAACAAGAUGUAGGGGAUGAGGAGGAAGCAGGCCCUCUCCGCCGCUUCCAAAAUUCUCGGGAGAGGUGCAAGUUCCUCGCCCCCUCCAUCUCAGUUUCCGUGCCCGAGGACGACCCCUACCACUCUGACGAGGAGUACUAUGAGCACCCAUUGUUCAGCCCAGAGUGGACGCUCUCGGGCUCUCGCCCCACAGGGCAGGCUGUGGCCUUUAGACAGAUUGAAGAAGAGACCAUGGAGGCUCUUACAGCUGAAUACGAGGAGGAGGUGGAAGAGGAGGAGGAGGAGGAGGAGAGUGCAGCAGAGUCCGAGGCAGCUCUUGAUGAGCAGCAGUGGAGCGGGGAAGAGCCCGAGCUGGACAGCCCCCAAGCUGAGCCCUUAGAGCAGGCAGAGGCCACAGACGAGGCCCAGGAUCUAGACCUGGAGCUGGGCGAAGCAGCUAGUGCUGCUGCAGAAAGCUCUGUGGACAGAGAUGAGGAGGAAGCAGAGGUUGGGGAGAGCCCUGCGACAGCUUUAAAGAUGGACUCAGACAAGCAGGGAAGCGAGAAAAGUGGUUCCAUGAGCCCAGACAGCAUUGGAUCGGAGAAACGCCCAGAGGAGUUUUUUGAGCCCCAGAUGCAAGGGUUCUUUGCUGGUGAACGAGUUGUACCAGAGAGCCCUACCAUGGAUAUGCCAUCGUUUGUACCUCCGAAUGUUCAAAACCAAGCCAAAGAAUCUGCCAAAUCACUCACACUUCAGCCUACGUAUGGUGAGCCAAUCACAGUGUCAGAGAAACAGCCGUCAGUGGAGGUGGUGGAGAUCAGUAGCAUCGGUGCUCCUUCUAAUUUCUCGUCACUGGGAGAUAAAGUUCAAGGAGGAGAAUCAUUGAGGGACGCUACAGACAGAUCUGGCAUGUCAGCAUAUUUUGAAACAUCAGCCAUCAAGGUUGAUGAGGAUCCCCAAUGUAAGGCCGAGGGUUAUUACGAACUGAGCAGAUCUGGUGAAGAGAAGAGCACAGUUGAUGCCAGGCCUCAGGAGAUCAGCUACAGCACACUAGCUGAAGCUCAGGAUAAACAAGAAACUGAAGAGCGUAAAGCAGAAGACUCUAAAAUGUUCACAGUUCCUGACAGGAGUAAUGAAUGCAGGCUUUCCCCAGGUAAACUGGCCUUAGAGCAGAGGAGCUACUCACUUAACAUCACCAUUGGCACAACAGAUCCCAGUGGCAGAGGCAGACCUAGAAACUUCUCCCCACUGGCCACAGAUAUCAUGUCAUAUACUAGUGGAAGUCUAGAUGAAGCUGCUGCAGACUACCUCCCAGUCACUACACCCUCCGCGGAUAAGCCUCCAUCCUUGCCUCCACUGAUCCUGGAGACUGCGGCUUCCAUUACUUCAGAUUCCUCAUCUCCUCCAAGGACCAUUGAGCCAGUUUCAAUACCCAGUCCUGAUCCGGAGUCAACAGAAUCACCAGAGCCCCUUAAGAGCACCUAUAAAAAUGACACAGUGAUGGCGCAGGACUUGCCUGAGAUGCUGGACCUUGUUGGUACCCGUUCCAGACUGGCAUCAGAAAACACUGACCCAGAAAUCACCCGGAGAAAGUCAAUUCAAGUUGAUUUUCCAGCUUUCGCUGAUGACCCACUAGCUAGCCUAGUUUCAGGGGAACUAAGUCCUGGGGCCAGAAAGAGUGAAAGCCAGCUGGAAGAAAUUGGCUACUGUGUGUUCAGUGAAUAUUCUGGACCCAUGCCAUCACCUGCAGAUUUGUUCAGCCCUACAAGCAUGUCUGCACAGGUCUUCACCCCCUCCGCCCUGGAGGAGCAUGUGGCUGCGCAAGCAAGAAGGUUAGCUGUCAGAGACACAUCUGUGGAGGACGAGAGCAAGCCAUCAAUAAUUGCUGAUGUCACUGAAGAGAAAGAUCAGAAGCAAGUAGAGACAAAAUACUCUGCUGAAGAAAAAGGCAAGGUGAUUACAGAUGAGCAGUUGACAAAAUCUGUAAGUGAGAUGCCAUUUGUUCAGCCAAGUGAGUCUUUUGUGACACCAACGGUCACUGUGACUCUAGAAGAAGGUGGGAGGUCUGAGAGUGAGACUGAACGACAAGCCAGUGGCGAAGGCUCAGUUUCAGAAACCGAGAUUGCUGACUACGAGAGGCAGAUCCGUAAAUUGGAGAUGGAGGACAGGCCUCUUAGUAUGGAGGAGGAGAGAGAACUGCAGGAGCUUCGAGAGAAAGUGAAACUGGUCCACCAGGAGGCCUAUGAAGAAGUGGAUGCCGAAGAUGUGUACCAGCUGACUGGUGUUGCCAAGGACCGGAUUGCCAGGCCUGUCAAAACUUCACCUGCUUCUUCUGUGGAUAGCAACAUCGAAGAUGACAAGCUACUGUCUCCAGUGCUCUCACCGUCAAAGCUUAAACAAAGAGAAGUUUAUGGUUCCCCCAAAAGAACAGUUUCACCCGUGUUAGGAAUAAACAAAGAGAAAGAGGAGUCAGAAAGACAAAUGAGGGAAGAACAAGAGAAGGAAGCAGUCGAGAAGAAAAUGAAAGAAGAGAAAGUAGAGGCAGAGAGGAAAAUCAGGGAAGAGGCUGAACAAAAAGAUAGGGAAAUGAAAGAGAGACAAGAGACGGAAAGGAAAGCGAAAGAAGAGGCAGAGAGAAUACUGAGGGAAGAAAAAGAAAGGAAGGAGAAAGAACAGAAAGAGCUAGAGAUAAAAGAAAAGCAAGACAACCUAGAGGAAAAAGCAGCCACAAAGCCUGUUGAGAAAGAAAAGGGGAAAGAGGAAGGGGAGGAAGACGAGUUAGAGAAAGCAGGGGCAGGAGCAGAAGUGACAAAGGAGAUCCCAGAGACUUGUGCUGCCAUCGAAUCAGUAGUGACAGUUGAAGACGAUUGUAUCACUGUUGUCCAGACCAUCGAUGAAGCAGAUGAGCCCGGACACAGCGUUCGAUUCUCUGGUCCACCUGAGGCUGGAGCCCUUUGUGACGCUGACCAGAAAGAGGAAGAGGAAGAGUCUGUGGAGUCGGCCCAAGAAGCAGAUCUGGAGGCUGCAAGUCUAGAGGAGAUGGUAGAUGUUCCUGAGACCCCUGCCUCCCCUGUGAAGGAGGCUCAAACCACAGACACUGAAGGACCAACCGACAGCUACGAUAGAGACGAAACCACGAUGGAUGACUCCAUCCUGGACAGCUCCUGGGUUGACACACAAGAUGAUGAUAAGAGUAUGGCGACAGAACAGAUCGAGCCUUUGCCUAAGGUGCCCAGCGCAGUCAAAAGGUCUGCAGACAAGCAGACACAACAGAAGAAGUCGGAGAAACAGGAAAAGCUGGUCAAACCCAAGGCCAAGGGAGGACGGGCUAAAGGCCGUAUCUCCACACCAGAACGCAAACCUGUCCGUAAAGAACCUGUCUACAUCCCCAGAGAGGAAAUCAAGAAGAAAAAAGCAGUGAUAAGGACCGAGUUUACCAAAAAAAUGCAGACUCAGAGUCAAUCCCCAUCCAAGCGGAGUGUGAUGAAAACAGCCGUCCGCCAGACCCGCCCCACCCAACACCACUCCUGUCCUAGAAGGAGACCCACAGAGGCGCUACCAGACAGUCGUCAGCCUCUGAGUGUUGCCAGACAGUCUCGCAACAGAGCAUUGGACGGUAGGUCAUGGAGCCCUGAAAAGAGGUCCUCUGUGCCGCGGCAUGCCUCCAUUCUGAGUCGCCGCGCAUACCAUGACCAGGAGGAGAGCUCCACCUCCAUCACCAGCUCCGGCUCCACGGCUCCUCGCAGACCAACAUCAUUUCGUACAGAGAUGAAGGCAGAGCAUAGGACAGGACGAGCCCCGAGCAUGACAGAAUCAGUGCGAUCCCGUUCAGCUCGCAGUGGCCACUCCACCCCCCGCACCCCUGGCUCCACAGCCAUCACCCCCGGAACCCCUCCCAGCUACUCAUCGUCCUCACGGACCCCUGCAACCCCACGCUCCCUCAGCUUGAUUUGCCAGGAGAGGAAGGUGGCUGUGGUACGCACCCCACCCAAGUCACCUGCAACUACGCCCAAACAGCUCCGCAUCAUCAACCAGCCUCUGCCUGACUUCAAGAACAUCAGGUCCAAGAUCGGCUCCAUAGAGAAUAUCAAGUACCAGCCCAAAGGAGGACAGAGUCAUAUUUUAACCAAGAAGCCGGACUUCAGUCACGUACAGACAAAGUGCAGCUCCAAGGAUAAUCUGAAGCACUCUCCCCGUGGAGGCAAUGUGAUGAUACAGAACAAGAAGAUAGACUUGAGCCACGUGACCUCCAAGUGUGGCUCUCUAGACAACAUCCAUCAUCGACCAGGGGGCGGUAACGUGCGUAUAGAGACUGUGAAGUUGGACUUCAAAGACAAAGCCCUAGCCAAGGUGGGUUCCCUGGAUAAUGCUCAGCACACCCCUGGUGGAAGCCGUGUCCCGAUUGAGAGCCACAGGCUGAUGUUUCGCGACCAAGCAAAGGCACGAGUGGACCACGGGGCUGACAUCGUCGUCCAGUCGCCAGACCUGUCGGUGUCCCCCCAGCGCCACCGGGACAGCCACCUAUCAUCCUCCGGCAGUCUCAAUGUGCUGGAGUCGCCGCAGUUAGCCACCCUGGCUGAGGAUGUCACUGCAGCUCUGGCUAAGCAGGGUUUGUGAACACUGGAUCUUUGGAUUCCUGCUCUGCACCCCGGACAUCCUCACCCUGAUCCCUUCAAACUUUUCUGCCCACUUCUGCCACCCUGAGGCCAACUUCAGCUAAACCACAGCCUCUAAACAUCGUCACUUCAAGAUCCAUCACUCAACUUUAAGUAGAGACUCGAAUUAGGAGCUACUGUA
This is a messenger RNA of Cottoperca gobio, 5435 nucleotides long. RefSeq names its product microtubule-associated protein 2 (gene map2). The record is from RefSeq and is a predicted model, not a curated record. NCBI's taxonomy places the organism in Eukaryota, Metazoa, Chordata, Actinopteri, Perciformes, Bovichtidae. The transcript is spliced from 20 exons. Gene Ontology annotation, molecular function: microtubule binding. Gene Ontology annotation, cellular component: neuron projection. Gene Ontology annotation, biological process: neuron projection development; microtubule cytoskeleton organization. Bases 291 to 5255 code for a protein of 1654 amino acids.